Molecule: messenger RNA, 4552 nt
Organism: Cladocopium goreaui
Lineage: Eukaryota; Dinophyceae; Suessiales; Symbiodiniaceae
Source: the annotation of a GenBank genome assembly
CUCAGAAGGUGCGCUCGAUUUUGCCAUGACGAAGCGCUGUGUGCGCAACGGGUGCUGGUCUAGACGCUUUGGAUUUCUCAGAAAGUCCUAGAGUUCUUAGAUGAUUGUGAAUGAUGUGAGAUAGAUUUGUGAGGCAUCGAUGCCUGGGAUUUCCAGGGCUGUUUGUGGCAUCUUGUGGUGCCUCACCGGCGCAAUGGUGGCCGAAGUGGCCAGUGAAAGGCCUUGGCCGCCUUGGCUUCCCCAUGUGGACAUCGAGGACUACGAGUGCCGCAAGGAGCUGCCGAAUCCAGUGGUGAACUGGGCAGAUCUUCGGCAGCGAUUUGGGGACCUGGUGAAACAGCUCUUGGAUGAGCGGACCUUACGGUUGAGCCCGUUGAGCCCAGAGACGCGGAUCCAGAGCUUGCAAAUGGAACUCCUGGAGUUUGCUGCGGUGAUUUUGUGGCGUUUCCCUGUUGCAUUGAAUGAGUGCCCGUUUGGUGCAGUUACAGCAUCAAUCUUUGCCACUUGCAUGGCCUUUAUGGACCAGACUGAGUUGUCCAACAGCCCAUUGAAGUCUCCAUAUGACCGGUUCUUGAAUGACUUGGCUCAGCAGUCCUUUCUGGAGCUUGUGUCGCGAGACUUGGCAGUCCUGUUGGACUUGGCAAAUUUACAUGUAACUGCUGCUUCUGAGUGGGCCACCUUUGCCUUGCUUCACAUCUACCUUCCAAAGAUCAGAGGUGUGAAGUAUUCAGAUCCUGACCAAUUGAAAUGCGCAGGAGUCUCAGUUGCGGGCUACAAGUCCGAACGAAUUCUGGAGAUGUUGCGUCGGCACAUUCCCUAUGCUUCAGGCCGAGACAUUGAAGGCCUGAAGUUUCUGCGGGGUUUGGACCCCAUUGUUUCUGCCACCAUGAAAGAUCCUCGGGAGUUUUCCACCAGCUUCGUUCAAGCCUGUCCCGCGGGGGCCGCUGCCUUCGCUUCGGCCUCGGCGAUGCUGGCGUUGAUGUCCAAUCCUUCACUCUUCGAACGCUUCAGCAACCUGGCGCGCUGGAUCUUGCGGUCCUACCCAACGGAAGCUUUGAUGGGAGCCACCACCUGGACCCUGUUCCAUGCAGUGGCCAAGCUCGGAAACUUUGCUCUACGAUCCUUCGACCUGGUGUGGUCUCCUGAUCAGUUGCUGAAUCUGCCACAAGACCCGCACGACUUCGAUCGGCUUCGGCUCCAUCCGGCCCUGAGGGUGAAGCAUUUGGAAGCAGCGGAAGGCCAUCAGCAUCCUGCCACGCGCGAACUUGCGUCCUUCCUUCGGAAUAUCAAAGGAAUUCAGCAGGAUCCAGAAAGCAUGGUCUACAUCACUGCAGUGGGUGGCGUGCCUUUUGCAAACUACAUUCAAGGAUUCAUCCAGCGAGCCUUGAAAGUUGGGCUUUCGGCACUGGUUAUAGCCUGUAUGGAUAGCAUUGCCCUGGAGAGAUGUUCUCAGGUGGUGCAGGACGUGAAGCGAAGUGGAAGUGGAUCUGAACGUUUUCUAUGUGUACCUGCCAUGGAAGGCCACGUCAUAUUCAUUAAGCAUGCCUUCUUGCCAGUCCUUCUGAGCGCUGCAGUGGACACAGUUUGGAUUGACUUUGACACCUUCAUCCUGCAGGAUCCAUCCCCUGCCCUUAGGGCGACGCGCGAGAAUCCAAGAGAAGUGCUGCCGCGGCGUUCCAGAGUGCGCUUUGGCUCAUUCCUGUUUCAGAACGCUUCGGACAUUUGCAACCUCUCCAAGAUUUGUGACAAAAGGCAAUACAUGGAGGUAAAUGUGACAUCAUCAAUGGAGGAGAGCCCAUUGGACUACCAAGGGGUAGAACUUCUGGUCACUGAGCACUGGGAUGCCAGAUGCUUGAACAACGGACUCUUUUAUGUGCGCGCGUCGUACCGGACUCUCAUCUUCUUCAACCUCUUCUUGAGACAGAUCUACAUCAACCCGUAUACUGAUAAUCAGAACCUGUUUGAUGCGUUUUUGUCACACUCGACCCUGGACACCGCAGUGCCAGAUGCCCGGCCACUUCUGCGCUACGCCUUGUUGGACAUUGAUCGACAGUUUGGGUGCGCGGAAGGCCACGCCAGCGCCAGCGCCACAGAGGACGGCCUGGUGACCUUCCACUUCUGGGCCUCGGACUUCCGCACUCGAGAAGCCGCUGAGACCGAGAAAGGCGUGUCCCCUGCGUCAGCUGGACGGAUUGUGGCCAGAGAUGGGGUGGAAAGAGUGGAGAAGGUGCGCGCGAAAAAGGAUGAACUCUUUGAGAUCUUCUUUUCAGAAGCUGCUCAGGAAGAGUACAGUCGCGGCCUCCUUGGUAUUCCCAGUGCUGGAGCGGACUUCAUUGCACAGGUGCGCGCUCCGCAACCCAAUUGGAGAGGCAUGUGUUCUGUGACCGCCGUGGGGGUGGAAGACCUGGUGGAUGAACGCCUGCUGCAAGGGGAGAAUCAGCUGAUCGAUUGGAAAGCAGCCACCAAUGUCAUGGGUGCAGACAUGAGUGAGGUGGAGCGUGAAGCAGCCAAGGAUGGAGAUUGCGAGGCAAAACCCAGGUGUGAAGGCAUCCCCUUGGAUGAAUGGGCCCUGGCCCUGCAAGCCAUCGCACAGCUGGGUGAAGCUGGCGGUGAAGGCCUCAGUGUUGCUGAGGUGGUCGUGCUGAAGCAACGCAUUCGUACCUUGGAUGUGGGCACCCUGCUGACCGUCAGAGCCUUUAACCGCUAUGGGCCAUCCAGGCUGGCCAAGGAGCUGAAAGAGCUCCUGGAAGCGGAGGGUAUCAGAUUAAACAAACAAUUGCCGCUGAUGAUUGCGCCCAUGGCUGUGCACCCACCUGCUACCAUCCCAUUGGAUGUGGCUGGUCGAAGCACGUGCUGUGGUGCCCGACCUGGCAUAGUGGCAGCUUCGGGGAUGCUGCUGGUUGGCCUAGCGAUGCCUGGCCAUAGGACCCGAUGCGGAAGAUGUGUUCGCUCCUCCACGGGUGCGUCGCGUGGCGUGCCGCUGGGGAACAUUUUCACCAACGCUGGGGCGACUGGAGUUGGUGGAGGCUUCGUAGGAGGUCCGCAGGAAGUGUUUGGCCGACGACAAGGAUCUCAGGAUGAUAAGAAGGCAGAAGAGGUUCUUCAGAACAUUAAGGGCUUCCAAAUGAAGCCCAAAAAGGUCAAAGAAUAUCUCGAUCGCUAUAUCAUUGAGCAGGACGAUGCCAAGAGGGUCUUGUCCGUGGCGCUCUGCGACCACUACAACUGGGCACGGCGAUGCCUGGACGAUCCCAGCCUCCGAGGCAAGAAUUACACCAAGCCGAACAUUCUGAUCUCUGGUCCAACUGGAAGUGGGAAGACCUACUUGGUUCGGACCAUGGCGAAGAUGCUUGGGGUGCCUUUUGUGAAGGCAGAUGCCACGAAGUUCUCGGAGACGGGGAUUGUUGGUGAAGAUGCUGAAGAUGUUGUUCGACAACUGGCGGAUGCUGCUGGAGGAAGCUCUGCAGUAGCUGGCUAUGGCAUUGUGUACAUAGAUGAAGUCGACAAGAUUUGCAGCGCAUCUGGUGGAAUGGGUGGCAGAGGUGGUUGGAGUGGAUCUCAAGUUCAAAGCAACUUUUUGAAGAUCAUGGAGGACACUGAGGUGAGUGCGAAGAAUAGCAUGCAGGCCAGCCUCUCCAGCAUGUUUGGUGGUGGCCAAGAGGAGUCCAUCUCUACGAAAUUUGUUCUGUUCAUUUUCAGCGGUGCAUUCACCGGAAUGAAUGACAUCAUCAAGAAUCGUGUGGGUACCAAAUCCAUGGGAUUUCUGGCUGAUGAUCCUGCGAACCAAAAGGUCAAUACAGAAGAGCAACAGAGUUAUCUGCACCUGGCAGAAACCAAUGAUUUCAUCGAAGCUGGCUUAGAGCCUGAGUUUGUGGGGCGUAUUCCUGUGCGCGUUGCCAUCCGCGCGUUGGAUUCCAACGAUUUGUACAAAAUCCUCACGCAGGCCGAGGACUCCAUCCUGCUGCAGUUCCAGAACGACUUCUCCGGAUAUGGCAUUCAGCUGAAAGCCGAGGAGGCGGCGUUGCGCCGCGUGGCGGAACUGGCGGUGGAGGAGAAGACGGGGGCGCGUGCACUGGUCACGAUCCUGGAGAAGGUGCUGCGAAAUUUCAAGUUUGAGCUGCCAUCUACAAGCUGCACUGAGUUGCUCCUCACCCGUGACAUGGUCGAAGAUCCUACCAGAGCUUUGCAGGAUCUACUCUGCUCCCCGGCCUUGGCUCGUGAUGAUGUCAACCAUUGGCUUGGGAAAGUUGAAGCAAGGUCAAAGAUCCGUGUUGACAUGCCAGAUGAAGUGCGAGACAGGGUUGUUGCAGAGUGCGCGAAACGACGGCAAUCCGCCGAAAAAGUUCUGGACAGCAUGCUGCGAGACACAGGUGUCAUCUCUGGCUUCGAGUCUAUACGAGAAGCCACCAAGGGCAGUGUGGAGCUGUUUUGCAUCUCCGAAGCCAUGCUGGACCAGCCUCAGGAGGAGAUGGAGAAAUGGACCAAAGAAUUGGAUACAAUGACCUGAGCGCUGAUGGUGAAUUGGUUUACAUGUCUACACCAGGACUGGUGGUUU